AAGCUCACUGCUUCCAGGCGCUGUCCUGAGACAGCCCCGCCUCCUCUCAGUCUUCCUAUUUCAGCCAGCUUGACUCUUCCAGCCAGCCAGUUCCUCGGAGCAACUGUGGGAGACACAGCAGAUCUGUCACCAUGAAGGUGACCUUCUCGGUUGCCGUCCUUGUUCUAGCCAUCUCAGUGUGGACUUCCUUUGCAGUUGAUUUCUCCCUUCCUAUGGGCUUUCACACGACGGAGGAGCUUCUGAAAGAGACAAAGGCCCUGUGCGUGAAGAAUGUACAGAUGUGCUGGAUACUUACCUACUUCAAGCUCAGUGAGCCGAUAUGUGGCAGUAACCAGGUUACCUACAACGGCGAGUGCCAUCUCUGCUCCGAAAUUCUAUUUGAAGACAGAACUAUAAUUAAAGCGCAUGAUGGGCCAUGUGAAACCUCCUCCAAUUAGUUUGGACAAAAAUAAAAGUUACUGAGUUCCCGGAGAGCCACAUGGAGCAUGAUUGACUCUUCGAAGAUACCCAAUUCGGGAGACAGGAUCUGGAGUUCAGUGGUAGAGUGCACUAGUGUGCAAGAAGCCUUGGGGAGUGUUGAAAGAGAGCAGCUCCUUGAGAGAACACUUUGGUAGUAGAAGAUACUUGGAUCAAAUUCAUUGAUUUGUUUCUUCAAUAAAUGAUUCUCAGCAUAAA
Molecule: messenger RNA, 675 nt
Organism: Rattus rattus (black rat)
Lineage: Eukaryota; Metazoa; Chordata; Mammalia; Rodentia; Muridae
Gene: Spink8
Product: serine peptidase inhibitor Kazal type 8 (putative)
Exons: 6
Coding region: 132-437 (101 amino acids)
Molecular function (GO): protein binding
Source: RefSeq, a predicted model, not a curated record